ACAGCCCCCGAGCGGGGCGAGAGUGACGAAGCCGAGAGGGACGGGGGCUCUCCCGGGAGGCGAACGCGGUCCCGGGGGGCUGGUGUCCCUCAGGGCGCCGCUCUGCCCCGCAGAGGUGGUGGCACCGGCUGGCAGAGUCCUUCAAGGUGCUGCCGGCCCCUCAGGCGUGCCGGUGGGGCUGCCGAUAGCCCCGGCCCUACCGUGACUCGGUCACUAGGCUGAAACUGCAGGCCGCUGUCUUUUCUGCGUGGGCCUCCCGCAGCGUAUGUUCCCCAGAACAGAGAGCUCCACAUCCCUGAUUACUCAUCCUGACAGAUCUGAGGAGAUGGAAAAUAAUUUGAUUCAUCAAUAAAGAAAUCACAAGAGGUUUGUCAGUACAUUGUUCAUUGAGCAUUGUGAAUUGUUCCAUCCAGUGAACAGGAACUCUGUGAUCCAUUUCCUGUACAUCAAAGCAUCCUUUUUGCUUUUAUCAAGAAGAUGCUACCUCUGAGGAUGUGAAUGAUAAAUGUGAGAAACACAAGGUUUUGAGGAUGAUGGACUGACACAAUCCAACAAUAUAAGAGAGUAUGAUCAUGGAACAUGUUCCAUGCUGCUUUUUUGACAUACAGGUUCAAUUUAUUUACAAGGCAAAUACGAAUUUUCCUUCAGCUGCCAGAAAGCAGAAUGAAUUUCAGAUCAACCACUGCAUUAAAAACAAAACAACCCCCCAAACAACAAAACAAUCCCAAAUGGUGGAUACUAGCAAAUUAUAAAAGAAGAGAGAAGGAGCCAAAAAUCAAAAAAGGGUACUGGAAAUGCAGCAAGUUAAUGAAAGAGGGAAGAGAGGCAGCCCUUUUUAGAGACUUCAGACUUCUGAUGCAACUGAAAUGCAAUGGGUCCAUGUCUUCCCAGAAACUUUCCGUGCCUUAUUGCAACUGUGGCUCAAGUCAGACUCCUGUGAGUGCUUCUUCUAUUUUGGAAAAUGCCAGCUCUUACGACAAUGAAGCUUUUGGAAUUGAAAGACCAAAAAGAAAUUUUCAGCAAGAUUCUUGGUUAGAAGAAAGGUUCUACAAGGCGCUUGAAAGACCAUUUACUGUAAUGUCCAACCGUGCACUUCCUGAGAAAGCUGUCAAACGUUGUAAGGCUUGUAUCUACCUGUCUCCACAGUACGCUGUGGAGCAAGAAGAGAGAAUAAGUAUAACUGAGUUGUUGUCUGGGAUUGACACAGUAAGUAGAGCUCUGAAGAAUGAGAAAAAGGAGAAAUUUUCAUCUCUCAGCAGAUCCUUGGAUUCACCCAGUGCUUCUCCUAGACCAUGCGAUAUUCCUGGGUUUCACAUCACACACAAAGGCAAAGUAUACCAGGACUGGAGAGGUGUGAUCGUACCAAAUCUUGUGAAGGAGCAUGACCAAAUGAGGCAAAAAUGCGUAAGACUGAAGGGUAAGAAGAUAGGCUUCCCAGUCUACAAAAAGAAAAGUGCUGCAUCAGGUGCUAAGUCAGAAAGGAAAAAUUGACAAAUGCCUUUCUCUUCAAACCCAGAAGAAGGAAAAGAAAAAUGUAACUCACCUGGAAGACUUCGGAGCUUUUUGUGAUAGUACAAAGGAUCCUGGCAGCAGAGAAGUACUUAAAGCAGUCAUUUGCAUUCAGAGAUAUGUGAGAGGGUGGCUUGUACGCAGGGCAUUCAAGAGGGUAAAAAUUAAGUCAGCAAGUCAUGGGCCAUCCUUACUAGCAGUUGUAAGGUACUAUUGUAAAAUGAUGGCGCGCAUUAAACAUCGAGCUGGUGUUUUGGAUCCAUCUACACCACUUCAUUAUUUUGAAUUAGAGGAGUGGAUGGACAAGAAAAAAUUUUAUGAAGCGAUGUUUUUCAAGAGAGAGCUUGACAAAAAGAUGGACAGAAAGCAGUUAUCUGAAUUUUUUAGAGACUGUGGAUAUUUUAUACCUGCCAGUGGAAUACAACGGGUCUUCCAGCUGGUCUCUCCAGCUUCCACAGCUGCUGUAAGAAGCAUCAAAAAGCAUCAAGCAAUUGAAAUGGCUUUCACACUAUUUCCUCCCCUUGGUGCAAAAGUGAAGAACGUAGUUAUAGUGCCACUACCAUGGCUGCACCCUCUGCUGGAUGGAAAAGUUGGAUCCAAGAAAUCAGCAUUUUCCCAUAAGAAGUCAAAGAAAACUGAUUUUCAAGUGUCAGCUGCGUUAGUGAUUUCUUCAAUGAAAGA
This is a messenger RNA of Cygnus olor (mute swan), 2190 nucleotides long. RefSeq lists its product as uncharacterized. The coding region runs from base 580 to 1491 and encodes 303 amino acids. The record is from RefSeq and is a predicted model, not a curated record. The transcript has 15 exons. NCBI's taxonomy places the organism in Eukaryota, Metazoa, Chordata, Aves, Anseriformes, Anatidae.